Cetraspora pellucida is the source of this 519-nucleotide messenger RNA. Lineage: Eukaryota; Fungi; Glomeromycota; Glomeromycetes; Diversisporales; Gigasporaceae. The record is from the annotation of a GenBank genome assembly.
AUGUCGAAGAACUAUCAAGAAAUCCAGAAUGAUCUAAAUAAAUUACUUAAAGCCUCAUCCGUGAAUAUUAAAACUCUACCUCAACUAUUUAAGCAAUCAUCUAAAAACCAAAAAAAGAUAACGAUCUUAUGGAGAAGAUUAGCAUGUGCCAAAAGAUUAAAGAGACAAAUUGAAUCUCUUGUUUAUUCCUUUUAUUUGGAGAAAAUAUUAGAAACUGUGACUAAACGAGAAAGGAUCAUGUGCAAUAAACUAUUAACUAGAUACUUUAUUUCAGUAUCUAUAAGAACAUAUUAUUUUUUUGAAAAGCUUAGUGUUAAACAAAUUUAUAGGACUUCCACCAUGAACUUAACAAUGAUCUCCAAAUUAGGGUUCAGAGAGUUUCAAAAUCUGACCAUUACGGAUAAUGAUGAUUAUGAACUGGUUCAACCUAAUUUGGUACAGUUCAAAGGUAUAAGUCAGCCUAAAUUCCUAAUUGACCAAGUGAUAGAAGACAAAUUGGAUAAUGUUAAUUUACCUUAA